UAAAUUUGUACUGUCUCCCUUUUCUUAUAAUAUAGUAUGUAAUUCAGUAUAAUUUUGCUUCAUGAAAUGGAGAAAUUAUAGCGCGUAUGUUAUAUAUUAUUAAUCUGUCUGGACUGUGUAAGAUCAAUUGAGAUAAUGUGUUCACGUUCGUACUUCCUCUUCCAUCAAUGCGCAUAUCUCUCACGGGCAAUAUAUAUACGAGUCACGAAAUGCGAAUUCAUGCCGCAGAAAAAGGAUAUAGAUCUGUAAUAAAUCAACGUUGCGAUAACGCGUCGGAUGUUUCUGUUUCUCAUCGUUAAAGGAACUGAUUUUGAAGAUUAAAUCCUCAGGUCCAUCGGAUGUAAACCGUAUGUUUACAUUAUAUUUCUAAUUAAUGUUCGAGUCGAAAAUUAACUUGUUCUAUCUUAUAAAUCUCCAAUUUUCAGGCACAGUCUAAAUCUGAAUUUACAAACUAUGAAAAUGCCUUAUUAUCUAAGACUCUAUCAAUUUGCGUGAUCUUUUUUUGUAACUUAUGUAAAGUAAUUUUUAUCAACGUUUUCAAACACACACAUGAAAUUAAUAUUUUAGAAUUUACAGCGUUAAAUCGAUACAAUGUGUACUUUCGGACGGUGCUUUAUUUAAAUUUAAAUUUUCGAAAAACUCGUUAAAUUCCAACGUUAACGCAAAAUAGUCGGCAUUUCCUUUUAAUCGUUCAUUAUUCAUGAAUAGCUAAUGGCGUUUUCGUCAACCCUGCCUUGUGCCGUCCCUGGUCGUUGUCCCUCGAUCAAGAUCCUGAUCCAUGCCGGCCAGUCUUGCCGCGCCAGCGCGAUCGAGAGGAUCGAUGCUGCACAGUUCCAGCGCAUCGGUGCUCCGGUUCGAGAAAUCGAAUGUACAGUGAUUCUCAAUAGGAUUAACCGAGAUCAAUAAUGAAGUGGAUUCGAUAGUAAUGCGUAUCUCUAUUUGUGCAAUUACUUGUCGAAUGUGUCACGUGGAUCCGCUGCAAUCUGCCGGAGGGGUUCGCGGAUUAAUAAAUUCACUACCGCAAUGGAAAACCUACUUCACUUUUCCCAAAUGAAUUAAAUCCCGUGAGCAAAUUCGCGAUAUUCUUCAUUUUUUCCUCCCUCGUACAUCUCUAUGCCAAGAAUCUGUCAAACGAGAUUCGGUUAUACAUCUUCAUUCUUGCGCGCGGUAAAUUAUUUGGGUGUACUUUUGGAACAGUGGCGAAGUAUAUAAAGCUCUCUUGUCUGCGUCAUUAAUUCGAGAUUAAAUUAAUGAGCGCCGAUUAAGGGCUUCCUUCUUCUCACGAGAUCACGACAGCUCGCAUUGCCUCGAACGACGACUUAUUACGCUCGAUUUAGAUUCCAAUUGACCGCGUAACUCGUACGUAUCUACACGAUACUCCCGAUUAAAUGUAUCGCUCGAAUUCUUUCGACUUAUCUUCGUGAAGCAAACAGCCCGGAGUCAAACGAAGCAAAAUCCGCUGAUUACAUGGGCUGAUUCACACGUAGUAUCUGAUAAGUGACUCAUAACUCGUUACUUAAAACUUAUGAAACCUUUUUUAAAUGCCAGACAAAUAAUUUUUUAUUUGUAGUUUCGCAGACGCAUAAAAAAUAGACAAGUGCGAUUCUAUAAUGGAGUAACUAACAACUAGUCGUACAGGUAUCGAAGAAACCGAGAGAACUGUACAUUCUACGAUAUUCUUUAACUUUUUUUCGAUCUUGUACAAUGACGAGAGAAAGGUUAAACGUUGAAUGACGCGCAUGCGCGUUUUUUAUUCGUCGCCCGGUAAUAUGUUAAUUCAAUUUAUCUUGCUGCACGCAACACGUCCCAUUCGUCUCUGUCUAUCGCUCGGUGUUUACAUCCGUGUUCAUUUCCCUCAACAUUCUUCCUCGUUUCUUCCGCCGCGCGUUACUUUUUCCGCGGCUUUUCCCCGCUCGCGAAAUUGCAUCCUCGCAUACAUCAGCGCGGCUGUCAUGCCUUUCCGGCAUCGUGACUUUUUCAGAACGGGAUAAUUAUUAUCUCUUUAGAUCCUCGGGACCCUGAAAUUUCGUGCGCUCGCAGUUAGUUAUAAAAGUGUAAAUAUUUGGAAUCUUAUUUCACGAAUUUAUACGUGUAUAUCACGAUAAUCUUACGAUACGUUAGUAUGCUCCGUUAUACGUUAAGAUGAGAAUUGAAUCGCCAGAGCACUCCUGCAUUAUGCAAAUUCAUAAUUCACGACGGAAUCACGAAUAUUAAAGCAGACAAGUUCGAGCUCGCUGCUAGUUUCUUAAGGACACUACUCUCCUCGAGCUGUCGUAAUCCCUGUUUUAUUAACGUAAGUCGAAAUUCCUCGCAAAUUAUGCCGAACUUUCCGUCACAAAGUUUAACUAAACAUGUCAACUCCGCUUGUCCGGGAACUAAUAAUAACAUCAAUUAUCCGUUCGUGCGUUCGUUCGUUCCUGUGCAGAGUAAUAAAAUUAUAAGUAAUUAUCGGUAUAACAGGAGUCACAAUACUAAAAUUCCCCGUAAAUUUCUAUGGCCUAGAGAGAUCCACGUUUUUGACGUAACAAUUACCCUUGAUUUACAGUUGUGAUGUAGUGUAUACGUCUUAACAUUGCACAAAGGUAUCGAGAUCGCAUUCUCUCCGUCCCGGUAAUAGUGCAUAAUUUCACGUGAUAGUGGUGGUAUAUAACGAGAGAUAGUGCCUGGAUCCGCUUUGAAGUGCAACACAAGGGGCUGCAAUUACCUUCUCGCGAUACGCGACGUCGCUGCCAGUCCGGUUCGCGCGGAUCGCGGAUGAAAGGAUGCGAUUAACGUGCGCGAUUCGCCGUUACGGGACUGUGAAAUUCGCGGAACGACGACUUGCCUAGCCUAGCUCUGCGGCAAUUCCGUAAUGCACUUCUUACGCGAUAUCGGAACGGCGCAAAAAUAAAGAGAGAGAGAGAGAGAGAGAGAGAGAGAGAGAGAGGCUAUCGAUCGUCUCCGCCGUGGCGGCGUUUGUGAAAUCGGCCGCGGGACUGAUGUCACGAAGCAAUCAGUGUACCGCGAAGUGUACACUGUCCUUCUAAAUUGCAAUGCUCUCUCUGUCCGCGAUAACGGCACACGGCUCGUCGCCGAUACGCCAGUCUGCAAAAAACGUACCUCGACGGAAACGUACAAUUGUGGUCUAAUUGGGAACAAUGCCAUUGUGCGCGAUUGGAGAAAGUUUAGAGGCUUUAAGAGAAUGUUACCGCAAUAUACGUCAUUAUGUGCGUCCCCGGAUACCCUUUCAUUUCGCCGUGAAAUGGAACAUCGCGAAAUGAUAACGCGAGAUACGCCAGAGCUUGUUCCAGCCUCAAUUACGACAGCGGCCUCAUCCGCAAAGGACUCUUUACGUCCGUGAUGUACUCCGCGCGCGUUGGAUUUCGAACAAUUCUUCCAUCGUCUCUUCGCAAAGUCGGGAUUUCUUGACAACGCAUCAACGAUCAAAGUACCAUCACGCGGACACGCGCCGCUCGAUUCGGCUCGCGGGUACGCGAUGUUACGUACUCUGUACGAGUGAAUUUCGCGGCGGUACUUCAAAUGCGGUAGUUUCCGGCGCGGAAUAAUAGUUUCGCAGCUUGCCGCGGCUACGGAUUGUUUCUGCUCCGCUGGCGCGACGCGUUUCGCUAAUUUGCCUCGAUAAUGUUCGCUGACAGAAUUCGCUGCAAAACCGAAACUGGGUUCCCGAAUUUAAAGCCAGUCGACCAGCCGCAGCGGCAAAGCGCAACGUCCCUUGCUCGAAGUUGCAAGGGACGACAUUGUGACGAGUAUUGUAUAAAAGAGUAUUCAACGUAACGCAAUUAUUAUCGGACCGUUGAGCCUUUCGGUGCACUUGACGACAGUUCGAAGAAAUCCCAAGGCCGAAAAAGCGUGUUCCUUUUCGAGAUAAUAAUCAUUUAUCUUGGAAAAAAAAAAAAAAAAAAACUGUCACAUCUAUUUAUGUCUCCGAUUGCAGCGACAAUGUUAAUGAGUCAUUGAGUUUACGUGCGUCAUAUCUAAAGACCGAUAAUUAGUGUGAACAAAACCUCGCUAAAGCUUGUCAUCUCUCUGUUUCCCAUCGAGCAUCGUUAUAUUUUCGCGUUUCAUGCUGCGUUGCGUGCACGAGCAACGACGCAAGUGCCCCUCUUCCACGAAUCCCAUUUUUGGGAAUUCAUCGGUCGCGCGUAAAUCCACCGUGCAAUCCCGGGGAGGAGCAAUAAUCUUCGAGGAAACCGGAGCCGCGGGAAACCGCACCCGGCCGCGGUGCACGAGGGCAACCGGCGUCGAAGGACACCGCCGAGAAAGAAGUUAUCCUUUGCGUGGCGAAUCGCGUUACAACGCUCCGCGGGAUCGGAGACGAGGCAACUCGUGUGCACGGCGCGCUGGAAGCAGAAAUGCAUCGAGCGCGACUCCGACGAGAGGCGCGUUCGUGACUCGCGAGAGGAACUCGAAUGGUCCACGGCGGUCGGAAGGGAACUCGAGAGAAGUUCGCCGUCGUGCGCGCGUCAUCAAGGGAAUUUGCGCGCGUCAAGGGAGCGCGACGAGCAAAAAAAUGCACGCAGCAUCGACGAUACGCGGUCGCCGGAGCGAAUCCGCGACGCACCGGUGUGCCGCGGCGGGCGAGAGAGGAUUAGAGAUUGCAAAAUCGAUGCAAUCGACAGCUGCACCGCCGACGUCGCGCGGCAUUGACUGCGCAGCGAUGUUUCUCGGUUAAUGCCGACACGGGAUUGCACCGCGUCGAUUACGCUGCGUGACCUGGAAUCGUCCGGAUACGCAGCCGCGGUCGUUUUAUUGAGGAUAAUAACGGCUCCUUUCGACAGGCAGGAGUAAGUAAGGAUAUCUUCGUGUCCAGCACGUCUUUCCUGCUUUCUUCGACAAAGAUGCUGCUUUGCGAUAGAAAAUGAACGAUGAAAUAAUUUCGAGAUCCAAUGUCGGCAGCCACAUUCCUUUCGCCGACGAGGAUGCGAUCCACGCGGACGACAGUGCCUCCUGUCUGGUCACUUCAUGGAUCACGUCGAAAGGGUUGACGAACGCCGAGGAGGACACGUGUUCGCGGAACGUGCGGAGCUUCACGACCUUCCGGGCUUCCGGUUUACCGGCGAUUGCGAGGCGGGACUUGCCGUUGUCCGACGACGGCAAGAUGCUCAAUCAUCGGCGGGAGUCGCCUCAGCAACGCUACGCGCGUCAACCGUCCGUUCCGAAGACAGACCAAAGCGAAGAGAUCGAAGGCGCUUCGUCGCGCAACGAGAACGCGGCGAUAAAAUACCAAAAGCCGAAGCCACGUCCCAGGCGACAGAUCAGCCGGGAGCGCCAACAACAGCGGCCGCAGAGCAAUUACUCGAGCAGCGAUGAGAGCGUCGCGAGAAACAAGUCGAAGAGCACUAGCUCGAUCGACACGCAAUCAGUGAACAAUAUUCUGGACGAAUACGAAGAUCUGGACUAUCGUAGAUCGUCGGAUCUCAGUGACGUCGGUAAUAUCAGCGUGACAAAUUUCGAGGCAAUAAUGAUGGAUCAGCAAAGACGGCAGCAAAUAAAGUCGAAGCAGAUAAAGUCGUUGCCCAGCGCGAAAAUUCAAACCAAAUCGAUUCCGACGACGAGGGAAAAGGUUCAACCGGUGUUAAAGGUGAACCAACAGACUCAAGUGAGACAGCGCUCGCGAGACAGACAGAAGGACAUCAACAAGGGACAACUGCAAGAUACCUGCUGCGUCCCGCCGUCGGUUACAAUAGACGCGAUCGAGAGCGGCCGUUUGAAAAUGCCUGAACUCUUGUUGCGUAAAGGAGAGGUACAAAAAAGAGUAGACGAAUGGUUAAAUCAAGCGCACAGUCAAAACUUUCCGGCGACUCCCCGUGAAAAACCCUUGACAAGGUCCAACAGCAGCGCCGAGCAGAAGAGUCAACGGAGAUACCGUGGCCAAGACUCGCGAUCUCGAUCGUCGAUCGAUGAGGCGAGGGAGAGAUUAAACGGGGGAGCUUCGUCGAGUUACGACGAUCUGACUCGCGUGAAUCGCAGGUUGGAGCGUGGCCGGCCGGAGAAGGUGAACGUCGGUGUGAACACUAAUAGGGGCACAUAUAAAGAAUACUUGGCGGUGCGGAGUAAGCAGCAGGAUUAUGGCUUCAGCGCACAGUCGAGCGUCGCAUCAUCGAGAGCUGGUGAUUCCAAUCCGGCCUCCAGGAUUCCUCAGAGAGGACCUCUUGGUUCGAGCUUCAAGUCCAGGCGUACCGAAGCGAAUCUUGAGGAGAAAACUGUAGCCGCAAGUAGAAUUAUGAAUUUGCCGAAGACUAUGGGCGAGUCUGAUUACGGUAGAACCGUUAACUGCAGCAGUUCGAAGAUGAUGGAGGUGUCUCACGGUACGACAACAAUGACGGUAACGACGACAGCGACGACAGCGUCGACACCGUCGUCAAUUAUUUCCUGCAAACGGCCGUCGCUGAAGCGUUCUGGAAACAGUGUGAAUGAAAACUGUGCGACGAUGGAAGCAGUGCACUCACUUGUUAAGGAGGGGACGGACCCGUCGCGCGAGCUGGGCUCCUCGAAGGGCCUACUACUGUUGCCCGGAGGCAGCCUAAGUGACCAAGGUGAGCCGAUCUCACCAAAUAAGGACGGAGAAAGUAGGCGGCCGACUGCUACGGCGAGCGGGCCGAUGCCACGACCUGUUGCCGCCGAUAAAACGGUCGAGGCGGCCUGUAAAUCGAUGGAAGUGUCGACAAGAUGCGCCACAAACUAUCCUCCUCGAAGUAACACGUCGAGGAUUGUUUCACCGGCGGACUCUGACCGCAUCAUCGCGGUCGAAACGCCGCGACGCCGACUCCAGUUUUGUGGCGAUGUCCGAAGGGAGCCCAGAUCGAUUGAUCAAUCGCGGCAGGAGCAACCGAUUUAUGGCUCGGCAGUUAGCGCUCGUGUAAGAGCUCUUCAAGGCCAAGUGGAGUCGCGUACUCCGAGAAACAGGUAUCACCAAGUCACAGGGACGUCGAUGGAGGUCAAAAGGCCACCGGUUCUGCCGCGUAGGGAUCCUGGCGUGUCUCCCUCGCGAGAUGUUGGAUCGCAGGAUCGAACGAAGAUAUCGAUUGCCGUGCCUUCGUCGAGCUUCAAGCCAAAUAAUCGAGUCUGCGCCACAAUCGGCGAUUCGCAGCAACAGCCGAACGAGCAGAACAUUGUAAAAUCCAAGAUUGCAGUCUGCGAAAAUAUUCCGUCCGUCAGAGUCACGCGUUAUGCCUCUCCCGAUCACGUGGAGAGAAUAUACGAACGUAGCCUGCAACCGCAAGUAAUCCAUGCAGACGAUCUCGAAUCAAUUCUUCGACCUUCCUUGCAAGCGUCGCCUUAUGGUGAAAAGGUCGGCGUUUCUAGACUGGAUCGAGCUGUCAAGGAAACGUCGUCGUCACUCGAAGACGAAACGUUCGACAUGAUGAUCGGCGAGUCUCGACACGAGCAUCUCGAGACUAUCGAGGAGGACGACCGGAAGAGUGAAGCCUCGAUCUGCAGAUAUCCGGAAAUCGGGCUAAAGCAGUGUCUGAAGGUGCAGAAAAGUUUGCCGAACGGCAGAUCAAAAGAAUUGGCAGACAAGAGGAAAGACAAUCCGAUUUAUGUUAAGUGGAAUCAACAGCAGCAGGUUGUUCGUAAUGAGCCCGCGAAAACCUUCGCCACUUUCCAAACUUGCCAGAGUAACGUUAAAUCGAGCGGCAGAUCUCGAUCUCCGGAGAUAAAAGAAUCCAGAGGUCACGAAGAGAUUAAACAAGAUCCAGACGAGUCGACGAUAAUCCUUCAAGAUCUCAUGGUUGGUUACGAAAACGCGCCACGAGAAGAUCAAGACCAACUGACGGUCCAUUCGCGAGAGAACAGCAAUUUGUCGACCGCCACAAUUCCUAUGGAUGAACUGGAGAACCAGGGAGGCUCGAGAUUAAAGAUUGAGAAUGAUCCUUCUCGAAAUAAACUUCAGUUCGGUGAAAAGUUGCAAGAUCGUGUAGUUGAAGAGACGAUAAAGAACGCCGACGAACGUGGUGCUGUGGUCAACGAAGUUCUCGUUAAGAACCUUCGGUUCGAGCAGGAUCUACCGGAAAAUACGGUCGAACAAACGAGACCGGAUCAUGUGAUACAACAGGUGAAUUUUCAUAAUAUUUUGUGCGACGAUUACGAAAGUGAAAAGUUGAAGAACAAGAAGAUGACGAAGGAAGAAAUAGAACACCAAAGGCUAAUAGAUAUGUUAAAGAAAGGAAAUUUCGAGUCGCUGAAAACGGAGCUGGAAAGGAGUUACACCCUCUCGACCCCGGGGGGUAGCAGUCCCGUUUGUUGUCCGCCUUGCAGCCCGCCGCCCGCGCCGGCCGCAUACAUAUCGAGCGCGCGCGCGUCCUCGCGUAGACUCGGCGCCGGAAGUGGCCUCGGCGGGCCCACAUCCCCAGAGAGGGAUCCCCUGGGAAGACUAUUGAGAUUCCUGAAGACCUUCUACAGGGAGUUAGGCACCCGCGAUCCGCCCCAUCUACCGCCAUGGGCGUCCCCGCUGCCGCUCGGCAGCCUCUGUCCAGCGCAUUUUCAGCCGCAUCUGCAGCUGGUGCACAAGAGCGAGCAGGAGCACCGUCUCGAGAACAUCAAGCCCGACCAGAUCUUCGCCCCUGUCAGGUUGAGCGACGGUACCGUGUCCGAAGCGCCGCGGCGCGUCGCCGUCGAGGGCGGUCCCGGAAGCGGCCGGACUACUCUCUGUCUGCGGCUACUGCACCAGUGGGCGACUCAGAGCGACGGUCCCGCUCUGGCGUUCAUCGUGCCGCUGCGCGAGCUUCGCGGCAGUCCCGUCCUGAAUUACCUGGCUCGAGAAUUGUUCCCAAGAACUGCCGCGUUGGGCGACGCGGUCGCCCAGGUGUGGCGCACCUUGCACCUGAUGGAGGACCGCGUGCUCUUCGUCCUGGACGGUUACGACGAAUGCGUGGGCGGCCGGACGUCGCUCGGCGACGCGGCCGACCUCCUGGAAGGACGGCUGUUCCCGGACGCCAGAAUCCUGGUCACGUGCUCGCCCAGCAACUCGAUCGCCCUCGCGCCCCUGGUCCAGCGCAGAAUCCAUCUGGCCGGCCUCGAGUGGCCGCACGUCGAGCGUCUCUGCGUGGCCUACUUCAUUCACAACGACAUCGCCGAGAAGGCUUGCGAGUUCCUUGAGGCGCUCAACGUCCAACCGCAGUCCGUCAGACAACUCGGCCAGCAUCCGCUCGGUUGGAUCAUGCUCUGCUGCUUAUAUCAGGACUUCGGAAGCUUGCCGACCGAGACAAGCGCCCUCGUACAAGCGGCGGUGAAGUGCAUCGUGAAGAGGAGCUUAGACCCACCGAUUCCCUAUAACGAGGAAAUCCCGGGCCAUUGUAGGAAGCGUCUCGAGGACUUCGGCAAGGUGUCCCUGGCUGCCCUACGGGAGGGCAGAUGCUGUUACACGGAGGCCGAGCUGAGGGCGCGGGGUGGCGGGAUCGAGGUCACUCGACUCGGCUUCCUUACGAGGGGAUUGACCUUCGGUCAAAGACGCAAGCCGGACCUUUAUACGCCCAUCCACAUGGCGGUGGCGGAAUUCCUGGCGGCAUACUAUCUCACCUCAGUGGCACAAUACGCUAACAUUCUACGCCGCGAAUUGGAGGGCCUACCAUCGGGCAUUAUUGGUCAUCUGGCCGGUCUGCUAGGCCCCAAGACUCACCUGAUUCUCAAUCAAUUGUGUCCCCUGGAAGUGCCACCUAGAGCUGUGUUCUCAUUGUUGAAGGCGGCCGGCGCGUCCGACGGCAACAUCUCCGCGGUCUGCCGUUUGGUCGGCGCGGGUCCCGGAUUCGGGCCCGCGCCUAACGAACGACCGCCGGCCCCGUUGGUGCACACGUCUCCUCUAGAGCUCGAGGGAUGGGCCAGGAUUCUCGAGAGUCCCGCAUGCACGCUCGAGGCGCUCGAGGUGGUGUUCCAGGUCGAACGUGGAUCCGAUCCGAGAUAUCUGGACGACUUUUUCGACGCGCUCGCCGGUAACGAGAGCGUGAAACUUGUCAGGAUCACGUCUCUGCUGGGGCAGGAAUUCCCCGCGGACGAGGCGCAGCGAUUGGCCGGACAUCUGAAGAGCGUGCUCGGCAAGAAGAAGCUCAACGACUUCGAGCUUGUCAUCACUUGUCUCGAGGAGGCGGCCCAUGAUAGACUGGAGUGCGUGGUGAACGCUCUUUGUCGCGGCCUGAGUCACGCCUCCGGCAGUCUGUCGCGUCUGGUGCUCGACAUGAAUCUGUCCGGCGAGCAAGUGUCCCGGGUGUGCGAGGCACUUCGCGACUGCAUUCAAGUGCAGGCGUUGCACUUGCCCCAUUUAGGCUGCGGAUGCGAGGGCCUAGCAUCGGUCGCCGAGCUGCUAAAGGAACGGCCGCUGCUGGCGCUCAACCUGGCUGGCAGUUGGGGCGCCAAGAAUGAGGAUCCGUCCAGCUCUGGCAUCAGUUCAGGUUCAGGUUCCGGGUCGGGCAGCAGCGGCUGCGCGUCCAGCACCCUCGGCACCCUGCCGCUGAAUCGCUGCUACUCGUCCCUACCCAGGGGCGCGCUAACGGCUUACGGCAGCCUGACACGACCCGCCACCCUGCCGCGUCUUCCUCUGGGACUGGGCCUGGGUCCGACGCCGAACACCGGCAAUGGACCUCUGCCACAAAACGACCGGGAUCGAGACAGCAACGGAAGCAGCAAGAGAAACAGCGACAGCGUGCUCUGUCAUCGGUUGCCCCUGUUGCAUCCCCUGCCCACGUGCGACGUUCCCAGCCAUCAAGGCACCGGCUUCCACGAGAUAUUCAACGCUAUCAGAGAGCCAAACUGCAAACUGAGAUCACUGAACGUGUCCAAAUGUCUUCUGGGCGGCUUAGAUGCCGGCUGUUUAGGCGAGACCAUAAGGAAGGCCCGCAAUUUGGACGCUCUGAGGGCUGCUGGAGCGUCGAGGCCGGCUGACGUGAUGCCCCUGGUGCUGGCCCUGACGGAAGCGCCCUGCCUCCAACUGCUGGACCUGUCUAGUCCUCGACUGGCGCUAGACGAUCACCCUUCGAGGCUGUUGUGCCACGCUCUGGCCAGGAACACAACCCUUAAACUACUCAAUCUGGAGGGAUGGACUUUCCGAAUAGAAGAAUCCGACAGUCUGGCGGUAUUCUCCGAGCUGCUGAGAUACACGAGCGUGCGUGAGCUGAGCCUGUGCAACGCGCGCCUGCAUUUAGCGGUGCAUGAAGGUCCUUUGUCGAGAUUGGGACGUCGCGACGACGCCGGCGCCGAGCUCCUGCGAGCAGCACCACCUCCGGCCUGUCCCGCGAUUGUCUUCCUGAGGCUAGCCGGAUUUCAAGUGACAGUGAACGAUCGCCUGGCGUUGCGCGGACCAUUGCUACUGCCAUUCCUGGCAGGUUUUACAUCGCUGAGUGAGCUCGACCUAUCGCUGGAUAAAUCGACAAUCGGCGGUAGCAGCGGUUCGCUGCUCUUCAUCGACGACAAGAUCCUGCAGCAGUUCUUCUGCUGCCUGGCAGCGCACUUCCGCAGUCUACAGUCGCUCCGGAUCAACUUCUGGCGGAUCACUUUGGAGGACAGCGACCGCACGAUGCGACAGAUCGCUAAACAUCUCAAGCUGUGCGGCCUGAGCUUUCUAAAGGCGAAUGGCCUGAUCGUAACCGACAGCGCCAAGCGCGUGCAGAUGGAACACGUGUUCAUACAAACUAUUCUUACACACCUGCAGAGUCUCACCUGGCUGUGCCUGGACGGCGUCGAGCUGACCGAGACGCAGGCCACCAGCGUGGGUAAGUGCGUGCGGGAUCGUUACCCUGGUACUACUCUGGAAAUCAGCGCCAAGGACGUGCAUGUGAGAUCAGUCAAGGCCCUGGUGACCGCGGCCGAGGAGGGCGGUAGGACGGAGGUAGUUUACACCGGCGGCUCCAGCUGCCGCCUGAAGAUCACGAAGCUCCAGAAGGGCGGCCGAGGCAAGAAGAAAUGAAGGGGUCGCGGGCGACCUAAUUUGGAGGAAGUUAUCCUGGCACACAGUUUACCGCGAGGUAAAGGUGAACGGAGAGAGUCGAUCGAACAAAUUCGAGAGUUGAGAGUCGAGAAAUCGAUUGAUCUCUUCACGGAUGCUACUGUGAAACUAGGAGAGUUCCGCGAGAUUGAAGGGAAAAAGAGUAGCAGGAGAGAGAAAAGGGAUUAAGUCAACAGAUCGUUCUGGAGAAGUGAUGCGAAAAAGAUACCCGGAGAAUCGGAAAAGGGAUUAGAUAAGACGGAGAUAUAAUGUAGAUUUUCUAGGAACGACGGAUAUCAAAGAGAGAGAGUAUAUAUUGAGUGAGCAUUGACGUCGACUUCGGCCACGCGUAAGGCGCGUAUAGAAUGAAGAGAAGGCUGAAGAGAGAAAAUAAAAAAGGGAAAUGCGGGUUGACUUUUACGGAUUUUCGUCUUACUGUGAUUUCAUUUUCUGCGCGUCAGGCGUGCGCUCACCUACAAUAUAGAUUGUAGAUUAUAGCGAUUUAUAUUAGAUCUCGAGAAUGAGAGAUUCAAAGGCAAUGGAGAGGUGUGCUACGCUUUCGUUCAACGCUACAAAAGACUAACAAGACUAACUAAAAAAAGAGCGCAAGCGAGCAAUUAAUAUGAUAUAGGAAAUCAUUUUCGUUGCUUCAGCAAGAUUUUUGGUGUCAUUUUUCAUCGGAAUCGCGUCGCAUGAAUAAAAAUGAUGCCGAAGCAAAAGCAUCUGUUUAAAAGUUUAUCUGUAAAAUUCUCGCUUGCGAACGUUACCGUUAGCCGGCGAAUAUUAAUAAUCUUUGACACUUGGAUUUAUUUAUAAUAUAUAAUUUGUCUUAUUUUUCGUAUGUUUCAUGUAUAUUCUCUAUCUUUUAUAAUUUUUUUACUUUUAUAGGCGCAAUAAUAAUGGAAUUAUCUUUGUUCAUAUAUAAUAAUCUCGAAAUUUUACUCUUAUUUUAAUAACAAAAGUAAAAUCGCCUUUAUGCUAUUGUUUUAUCUAUAUAAUAGUUAUAGCUAAUCAAUUCCGUUGGAUAAACGAAGGUGGAAGUAUUCGGUGUCGUAUGGAGGAAUGUUCUUACAUUUUUCGAGAGAGACGGAAGAUAAAAAUAUUUAUCGCGCGAGAAAAGGGGGUAUUUAAAUGAAAGAUAAAAGAGGCUGUUGCGAUUACAUAAAUACCGUUCGUUGUUAUUAGAAGGAGAUGUAAGAUAUGAUUCAGAGUAAUAUAUUAUUAGCGAUAUAGAUCACAUCACGAUCGUCACGAUAUUAUUAAAUGUUACAAUCGACCGUAAUUCGCGGCGAGAUGCGGACCGAAAUGCCGGUGAUUUUACCGAAGGGGUGAUACGCGUUGUUGGAGAUUUGGAGAAAUUUUAUAGAGUAAAUUUUAAACGGUAGGCACACGAAAAAUACACACAUGUACACGUGUACAUGCGUUUCCGCGAAGGCGUGAGAGAAAAGAAAGUCUCGAAUACUCGUAAUUUUUGCGAUAGAAGACGCAUAAUAGGCAGGCUAUUGUUGUAUAAAGUAAUUAAUUAUUGCAAUUAAGAUGACUGCCAAAUACUUGAACAUCCGCGCUUUUCGCAUGUCACAUUUAGCGUUAAACACGACGCUUCGAGAUCUCCGCCUAAUAAAAAAAGAAAAAAAAA
Monomorium pharaonis (pharaoh ant) is the source of this 13550-nucleotide messenger RNA. RefSeq lists its product as uncharacterized. The transcript is spliced from 11 exons. The coding region runs from base 4859 to 11896 and encodes 2345 amino acids. NCBI's taxonomy places the organism in Eukaryota, Metazoa, Arthropoda, Insecta, Hymenoptera, Formicidae. The record is from RefSeq and is a predicted model, not a curated record.